CUUGAGCCCAACAAGUCCAUCUUCAAGCAAAUGAAAUCUCAUCCACCAUAUACCAUGUGCUUUAGAGUGAAAUUCUACCCACAUGAACCCUUGAAGAUUAAAGAAGAGCUCACCAGAUACCUCUUAUAUCUACAAAUAAAAAGGGACAUUUUCCAUGGCCGUUUGCUGUGUUCUUUUUCUGAUGCUGCCUACCUGGGUGCCUGUAUUGUCCAAGCUGAGCUUGGUGAUUAUGAUCCUGAUGAACACCCAGAGAAUUACAUCAGCGACUUUAAGAUUUUUCCCAAGCAAUCACAAAAGCUUGAGAAGAAAAUAGCUGAAAUGCAUAAAAAUGAAUUCAGAGGUCAGAGCCCAGCUGUUGCUGAAUUCAACUUGCUCCUGAAAGCAUAUUCUUUGGAAACUUACGGUGUUGAUCCUCAUCCUUGCAAGGACUCAACGGGGAUGACUACAUUUUUAGGAUUCACAGCUGCAGGAUUUGUAGUCUUCCAGGGGAAUAAAAGAAUUCAUUUGUUAAAAUGGUGUGAUGUCUAUAAACUGAAAUUUGAAGGGAAGACUUUUUAUGUGUUUGGAGCUCAGAAAGAGAAAAAGGCUGUGCUGUCAUUCCAUACCUCUACACCAGCAGCCUGCAAGCAUCUUUGGAAAUGUGGGGUGGAGAAUCAGGCUUUUUACAAGUAUGCAAAAUCCAGUCAGAUCAAGACCAUGUCCAGCAGCAAGAUAUUUUUUAAAGGCAGUAGAUUUCGAUAUAGUGGAAAAGUAGCCAAAGAGGUUGUGGAGGCAAGUUCUAAAAUCCAGAGGGAACCUCCUGAAGUUCACAGAACCAGCAUUACCCAGAGUCGCAGCUCUCCCUCGUUGAACAAGCAACUCAUAAUCAACAUGGAACCUCUGCAGCCCCUCCUUCCUUCUCCCUGCGAGGAGGAAGAGGUUCCUUUAGAUGAUGGUAUCCAACUGCCAAAGGAAGAUGAGAUUUCAGUACCUGUGACUUCAAGCUCCCCAGUUAAGGACACUGGGGAGAAUGUUGAUCUUGCCAUUGAACAGGAGGAGAAGAUGAAAGAAGAACCUUUAACCAUCUCAGAACUGGUAUACAAUCCUAGUGCCAGCUUGCUGCCCACCCCUGUUGAUGAUGAGAUUGACAUGCUCUUUGAUACCUGUCCAAGAGUAGAGAAUGAGAAAGAUGAUACAGAUUCAUUUGAGGAACUGGAAGCAGAUGAAAAUGCAUUUUUGAUUGCAGAGGAGGAAGAACUGAAAGAAGCUCGGAGAGCACUUAGGUGGAGCUAUGACUUUCUAAUGGGCAACAUAGAGGUGAAUGCCUUUGUGAAGAGUUUCUCCAGACUUCUCCUUGUAGGCCUUGGACUGUUGUUGUUUGUGUUCCCUCUUCUCCUUGUUCUCUUGGAGUCGGACCUUCAAAUCUCUUUUCUCCAUGAAAUCCGUCAGACGCCGGAGUUUCAGCAGUUUCAUAUUGAAUAUUACUGCCCCCUUAGGCAGUGGGUGGCUUGCAAAAUAAACUUCAUUUGUGACACGCUGGGCAGCUUUUAA
This is a messenger RNA of Fulmarus glacialis (Northern fulmar), 1530 nucleotides long. RefSeq names its product FERM domain containing 3 (gene FRMD3). Gene Ontology annotation, cellular component: cytoskeleton. NCBI's taxonomy places the organism in Eukaryota, Metazoa, Chordata, Aves, Procellariiformes, Procellariidae. Bases 31 to 1530 code for a protein of 499 amino acids. The transcript has 12 exons. The record is from RefSeq and is a predicted model, not a curated record.